UUCAACAGGAUUAGCAAACUUAACUUGUUUUACAAGGAAGAAGGCAUGCCAGUGACUCCUAAGAAAAUGUUUAUUCCUUUCUCUCAGAGAUUCUGAGUAAUAGAAAACAUGUUUGAACAAGAAUCAUUGAAGAGAAAUAUGAAACAAGAAUUAGUUCCAAGAAGAACACCUCUGGAUGUCAUUGCCACGCAAGGAUGUGCAGAACUGCCUACGCCGCUUAAGCAACGCGAAGCCCGUGCAGAGGAGCGCUGGGGCGAGCCGAGGGGGCGGCGCUGGAGCCGAUAGGCGCACGGGACGGGGGCGGGCCGAGACCAGCGUCGCAACGGGUUCGGGGCCGGCGAACGCGGGUCGGCCCGGCCGCGCUUACAGGUUGCAUUUGGAUCACAGCAACGUAUGGCUGGCAGAUAGGGCUUUCUGGAAGAUGACCAUAGAGGGUAUUCCAGAACCUUCCUUUGAAGGAGAUUCUUUCACUGAAAGAGAUCGGUUUCUGUUUCCAAGCUCUGAAACAUCUGUUACUUUUUCUGUUGCUGCAGCACCGAUGCCUUCAGACUGUGCAGAGUUUUCCUUCUUCGACCCCAAUGACGCAGCGUGCCAGGAAAUACUUUUCAACCCCAAAACGUCUGUUUCUGAAUUGUUUGCUAUCUUAAGGCAGUGGGUUCCACAGGUCCAGCAGAACAUUGAUAUCAUUGGAAACGAGAUCAUUAAAAGAGGUUGCAACGUGAAUGACAGAGAUGGACUGACUGAUAUGACUCUUCUGCAUUACACUUGCAAAUCAGGGGCUCAUGGUAUUGGUGAUGUUGAAACCGCGGUAAAAUUUGCAAUGCAGCUUAUUGAUCUGGGUGCUGAUAGCAGCUUACGCAGCCGUUGGACAAAUAUGAAUGCCUUGCAUUAUGCUGCUUACUUUGAUGUUCCAGAACUUAUUAGUGUUAUUUUGAAAAAUGCAAAGCCAAAAGAUGUGGAUGCUACCUGCAGUGAUUUUGAUUUUGGAACAGCUUUGCAUAUUGCUGCAUUUAACCUAUGUACAGGAGCUGUCAAAUGUUUGUUGGAACAUGGAGCAAAUCCUGCCUUUAGGAAUGACAAAGGGCAGAUCCCAGUGGAUGUGGUUCCCGAUCCAGUAGAUAUGCCACUGGAAAUGGCAGAUGCAGCAGCCAGUGCAAAAGAAAUCAAGCAGAUAUUGCUGGAUGCGAUGCCUCUGUCAUGUGACAUCUCAAAAGCCAUGAUUGCAAACUAUGAUCAUAUCACAGGCAAGGCCAUGCUUUUAUCGCUUGGCCUGAAGCUGGGAGAUCGUGUCGUUAUUGCAGGACAGAAGGUUGGUACGUUAAGAUUUUGUGGCACAACAGAAUUUGCCAGUGGGCAGUGGGCUGGCAUAGAGCUGGAUGAAGCAGAGGGAAAGAACAAUGGGAGUGUUGGAAAAGUCCAGUACUUCAAGUGUGCACCAAAACGUGGUAUCUUUGCACCUCUCUCUAAAAUAAGCAAGGCUUAUGAUCACAAGAAAAGCUCUGCACGAAGUUCUUCCACACGAUCUUCACCUUUGAUCAAAUCCAAGAAAAUAGAUGUGACGCACAUAACUUCCAAAGUGAACUCUGGCAUAAAUAAGUCAAGAAAACCCAGUGGUUCUGAAAACAAAUUCAUGACUGUUAAUAGGGGGAAAACGGUACCUGCAAAAGGAGGUUUUCCUGAAUACAGCAGCUCUUCCUCUUCUACUACAUCCUUAGAAGGCAAGCAGAAUUACGCUAAGAAGCGGAACUCAACUGGCAGCAAUAAAAAGCCACUGACCAGAGUGUCUUCUGCUUCAUCUAGACUUAGUGCCGGGUUGUACAGUUCUUCUCCAGCUCCAAGGAAAACCCUUUAUGAUGAGAGAGGAAUUCAGGUUGGAGACAGAGUACUGGUAGUAGGACAGAGGACAGGCACUGUUAGGUUUUGUGGGACGACAAAAUUUGCACCAGGAUUCUGGUGUGGAAUUGAAUUGGACAAGCCUCAUGGUAAGAAUGAUGGCUCCGUGGGUGGCGUCCAGUACUUCAGCUGCCUUCCUCGCUAUGGAAUAUUUGCACCUCCUUCUCGUGUUCAGAGAUUAACAGGUUCGAUGGAUUCUCUUGCAGAGACUUCGAGUAAGAUAAAUCACUCUUUUCCAGGUUUUAGACGCAGUUUAAGCACCACUUCUGCAUCUUCACAAAAAGAGAUAAGCAGAAGAAAUUCCUUCGCUAGAUCCAAGAGCUCUGUGUCACGGCACAGCUGGAGCCACCCCAGCACAGCUACCACAGAGGGACUGGUGAAGCUGCACGAAGGCUCACAGAUUCUUCUGACCAGCUCCAAUGAAAUGGGCACCAUCAGGUACAUUGGUCCGACAGACUUUGCACCGGGGAUAUGGCUUGGCCUUGAGCUGCGAAGUGCCAAGGGCAAGAAUGAUGGCUCUGUGGGGGACAAGCGUUACUUCACCUGCAAGCAGAACCACGGUGUCUUGGUUCGACCUAGCAGGGUAACCUACAGGGGGAUCAAUGGGGCUAAACUCGUGGAUGAUAUCUGCUGAGCCAGAAGAUGCUCAGAUGAUAGGAAACAUUUAAAGCACACAGGAUCCCCGUACAGAAUGCCAACUUAUUUUUAAAUUAUCAAACCUGCAUUUAUAUUUUAUGUAUAGAUAGAUAUCUAUAAUAUAUAUUUGUAUUUAUAUAUAUACAUAUAUAUCACAUCACACACUAAGUAUACAGAGAUAGAUAUAAACAAACAAAAGUUCAGUGUCAUUAAGAAGUCAAACCACUGCUCUGUUUCUCUUAAUGAAACAGCUCUUACCUGGGAAGGUAAUUCCAAAAGCAUAUUGGCUUUCAGAUGCUGUGUUAUUUGAAUCAUGCUCCAGCUGGAGAACAUGAGUACACCUAAAGUUCUCUAGAGUUGCUUUAUGAUUCAUGCAGUAUUUAAACGAUUUUCCUCUGUGUAGUAAUGAACUGAUAAUGCUUUGUGCAUUGCCUGCUUUUGAACAGAGGGGGUGGUUAAUGAGUGACAUUAGUCUGUUCACCAUGCACUAUGUCAAUUUCAAUACCAGCUGCUAGCAAUAAAAAAAAACCUCUUUUUUUUCAAGCAGUUAUGAGAUAUUUCUAUCAUCAGAUCCCUCCUCUUCUUUUUCCCCUGCCAUUGUCUCCUCCAAAUCCAAAAGGGCUGAUAAAUAAAUGCAGGUAUUUGCAGUGAUCCUAGCAAACAGCAAAUAAGUAAAAAGCCUUUAAAAAGCACAAAUGUAGUGCAUGUCAGGCAGUAAAUUUGUUGUAUAUAUACGAAGCACUCCUUAAAAUAAUGCACUUUGCACUCUCCUGGGGAACACUCCCUCCUUUAUAAAGGUUUGGUGUGCUGCAGGCAAUAGGUAUCAUAGUUUUUAAAUGCACAGAAACCCUGAGAGGAGCUACGCAACAUAACUGUCCAGUAGUCUGUACAUACAGCAUGGCCAUCCCUGCCAGCAGUAUGUGUUAUGGGCUGGGUUUUCAAGCAAGCUAGUACCACUUCAAUUAUUUCUGUUUCUUUUUGUUUUCUUUGGUACAGUUUCCAGUGUAAGUUUCUUGUAAGAGGCUUAGGAUAAAUUAAAGAUAAUUUUACAUACCGCACUGUAACAUAAGUUGAUGUGACAUCACUUGCAUAUCAGCCUUUUUUAAAAACAGCUUGCACUUGUCCCUGUUUUAAACAUGUAAUGUGUUUUAAUUGCUCACCGUUAUCUCACUAUUAUCAGGGUGGUUCUGUGUUCCAGAUAAUCAUCUUAUACUUAAAUGAUCUGCUUGCUUUUACCUACUUGAAAGAAGAGACACUUUAAAUGAAGUUAGUAUCCUAUUUUUAGACAGAAUUCUGCUGCUAUUAUGUUAUUUUAAAUACUACAGUAGCUAUUUUUCCUUGGCUGUAUUUAAAAUACUGCAUAUUGUACUCUAGCUUAUGGGGCGUUUUUAAUUGAAUAUAAAAGUUGUAAAUUUUGAAUGUAAAAAAAAAAUAAUCAGUGCUUUAUAUUUGAAGUACCAAACUGAGUGACAUACUGAACAUGACUUUGUCCAAUAUCUGUUUCUUGGUGUAUUAGUAAAAUGAAAGCCUGGUGAAUAGUA
Messenger RNA from Lagopus muta (rock ptarmigan), 4070 nucleotides. RefSeq names its product CAP-Gly domain containing linker protein family member 4 (gene CLIP4). The transcript has 20 exons. Gene Ontology annotation, biological process: cytoplasmic microtubule organization. Bases 176 to 2527 code for a protein of 783 amino acids. The record is from RefSeq and is a predicted model, not a curated record. Lineage: Eukaryota; Metazoa; Chordata; Aves; Galliformes; Phasianidae. Gene Ontology annotation, cellular component: cytoplasm; nucleus; microtubule plus-end. Gene Ontology annotation, molecular function: microtubule plus-end binding.